Messenger RNA from Trypanosoma rangeli, 3768 nucleotides. RefSeq lists its product as uncharacterized. Lineage: Eukaryota; Euglenozoa; Kinetoplastea; Trypanosomatida; Trypanosomatidae. The transcript has a single exon. Bases 1 to 3768 code for a protein of 1255 amino acids. The record is from RefSeq and is a predicted model, not a curated record.
AUGGUGGAUCGGGCCGUCGUUAUUUUCCUUUUUGCCCAGGAGAAACUGCUCUUCCGCUACCCGAUACACAACCCUUUUCACAUCGACGUCAACGGCGGUCUUGCUAGGGCGCGGGGAAAAUCCCCCGCGGUCGCUUCGGACACCACCACCACCGUGACCUCCAACGCGACGACGGCAACGACAAAGGCCUCAGAGCAGCAGCAACGGCAAAAACAAAAACAGCCUUCUACCGCCGCGCCAGCCGGUGUGGGUGUGCGGAAAAAGCGCCGUAACACGAUGCGCUCGCAUCCAACUCCAGCCACAGUGACAGCAGGCGAAGCAGUCGACUCCAAACGGGUUUUUGAUGCCGACGGCAGUGGCGCCGUAAAGGCGCCGCAUUUUGGGUUAACGCCCUCGUUGGUGGCUAACGCAGCACCGCAUGCCGGACACACAGGUGGAAACAGCAGGAAAGGCAGUCACAGCGAGGCGGGGGAGGAUGAUGAUACAUGCGUGGGGGUGCAAACAACGGUCCUCGUCCACCUCUUGCGUGCGAGAUUUUUGAGUUGCACGACGAUUCAGUUUGCUGGAUCGACGUUUCUCAUUUACCCGCUGCUUCCGAGCAAUGUCAAAGCUCAGAGGCUUGAUGCCGACGAGCCGAGGCGGUCCCGCAACUUUACCACAGACGGCGGCCUUGUCGACGUGGCUCAUGGUAACGGCGACGACGAGAACGAGGACGGCGAAGAGGGGAAAGUGGGCAAGGAGGAGGAGGAAGAAGAAGAAGGGGAAGGAGAGGGCAGGACAGGGAAGCGGGCGAAGGUCAAUAAUCCAUCGGCCGCCGCUUCGCAAGGUGUAGUGCUGGUUGUUGCCAUGAAUCAACCAGACAGUGAGAACGGUGUCAUUGCAAACCUGGUGCAGGUGUUUAUGAAUGUGCUCGUUCGCGAGGAGCUGCGCUCGCACUACGCCACGGAGCAGGUGCUGCGGAUGGAGCGACGGAUGCAGGCGUGGGAUAUGGGUGGCGACUGCAACGGCAAUGAUGGUGGCCUUGCCAAGCACGACGCGCCGCCUUGCUCCGGUCGCGGCAGAAGAAAACGCCUGUCUGCAUCGGAUAUGUUUGCAGAGCUUUUGAAGGACGCAGAGCUUUCGCUCUGCCGAGAGAUUUCUCUUCUCGCACAGCAUAUAACCGCCGUCAAACACAACAGCAAGACGGAAGAUGUUGUGAUGCCCUCAAGGCCCUCUCCAGUCGUUGGGCCAUCAAAUCCUCAUCGUGGCAGCGUUGGAAACAACAACAAUAACAACAGCAGCAGCAAGUCAAGGAAUAUAACUGGAAGUAGUAGUAGUUGUUGUUGUCAUCACAACAACGGCGGUGGUGGUGGUGGUGGUGUCAGUGUGGCGCCAAAUGUGAGCAGGGCGACGGAGCUUGUGGUUCGUGGGUUAUUCACUUUGCCUGUGGCAGCCAUUUUGGGGCGGCGCAGGUCCGCACCCUAUCACACAUCCGCCUACGUGAAACAAAAUCCAAAUCUCAUUGUGACACUAGAAGAUCCCUAUUUUGCCGAACGUCUGGCAAAACCGUACGUAGAGGCUGUUGGGUGGUGUGCGUCGCAGUUGCUGCCGUUAAGCAGCAUAUUCGCCACACUUGGGUCACUCUCCCGGCCGUGGCGCAUGGGUGGCUUGCACCGUGCCUUGGAACGGUGUUUGGCGAGUACCCUCUACCAACGACAGACGAUGAAGCAGCAGCAACAACAACAACAACCGCAAUCGCAAAUGGCCUUAGCGACUGGAAGCAAUAGUACAACCCGUUUUGGGUGGAUACGCACAGAGGAUAGCUUUAGCCAAGAGGGUGGCGGUAACCCCUUUUCACUGGAGGAUCAAAACUCCAGGUUGGACGUCGAUGCCCUCAUAGUAGAGGCGGUGGAGUUUCUUCGUUUGAGAGGGGCGCUGGCGAUAGAUGACGAGAUAACUGUGGUCUUCACACACGGUGACCUUUCCCCUGAGGCGGCAGGUGCGGCGCGCUGGCCACGCAAGAAGAAGGGCGGCACCGAUGCCUUUUGUCCAUUUUCCCCCACAACUUUUGCAGCAACGCAUUUUGUUUCUCCGCAGGAUGAGGGGUUCCCAAAGUCAAGGCAGCUGUCGGCGUCGCCGGUGGCCCCUGCGUCAAUGAUAGGGGUAUUGGUCUUCGAGGGAAUGCGGUCGUCGUGCGGCACCGCGCUCGGCGGGUACGGGGGUGGAUUGGGAACCCCGUUCUUUGGUACCGAUGAGGUACCAGACACGCCGGCAUCCUUCCUCAAGGCAACGGUGAAGACAUCCACAUCGUCAGCGCCGUCAUCGCCUCCAGUGUUUUCUUUGCCUAACACAAGUGGGGGUGAUGUUCCCCAGUUUGAAGUAUAUUGUGCUUGGGGCAAUGCGUGCCCCAUAUGUGAGGAGUUGGCCUCCGCCCCGCAUGCUUGGCGUAUAGGCAAUUCACCGAUUCGUUUAUCGUUUCCGUUUCUGGCAGCUCCCAUUGCGGAGGCCGCAGCACGGCGUGGCCGGCAGGGCACUCGCCUCAUCGAUCCCGAGUGCUGUCGGUUGAUGGCCGACCAACGACCGUGGUUUACGCGCGCCAACGCGUUUACUGUACCUGUGGCUCAGACGGAGGUUUCGCCGGUGCAAAAGUACCGCCACCUUACGCGCGGUUGUGAGGAUGCGGCUGCGCAAAAAGUGAAGGAGGCCGUGAAGGCAGGAGGAGGCUGCUCAUUGGUUUCCCGAGCGGACUCUGGGGGACGCACAAAACAGAAUAUUCCAACGAAGGAUGAGAAGUUCACCGCCAUCACGCCUGGAAGCACGCCGGUGAUGGUGCGGGAGUGGUUAGCGGAAAAUCGCAGCGUUAUUGAAGGCCGCCUUGCGGAUGCACUAAAGCAGAGGCAGUUAUUGGAGGAACACACCAAGCAAGUGACAGAGAAACGUGCGGCAGCAGCAGCGGCAGCAGCAGCAGCAGCAGUGGAAGCGGCAACGGCGGCGGCUUGUUCGAAUGCUGGUGGCAACCACGGUCAACAGCCUCAUUUACCAUUGCCAAGUCAACGCUAUCACAAGCGGGGCUUUUUGUCCCCGGGCUCGGUCCCUGGUUUCGCCGGAGAAGCCCUUCCGCUCUCCCCAGCCUCCCUCACCCCCUCCCAUGGCUCGUUCUCACCGUUGCGCCCCCACUAUGCAGUUGGGGACGGCCAGCUUAUUCCCACAAGACGUAUGAUUGGUGCUGAGCGGGUCGUUCCAUUUGAGGCUCUUAUGCAAUUUACCUUUCACCACACGGUUGCACUACUUUGGGGAAAGCCGGGCAUUGGUGUGGAGACGUUGCUGUAUUUGCUGGAGUGCAACCUUCGCCGUUUACGGCCUUUUCUGGCACACCACACGUGUCUGCAGCAAUUGAUGGUCGCCACCGGGUCCAACUGCGCCACGGCCGCUUUCAGUGAUACCGCGUCUUGCUCGUCGGAGCAGGCGGUGAGGUCUCUCUCUGCACAGUCUGUAGCGAACUCCUGCAACGCGUUCCAGGUUUACCCGUCAUGCCCUCCAACUACUUCCAUGCAGGGACAAGAGGAGGGGAGGCAGCAAAAAGGGGAGGGUGAAGAAGUACUAUCAAGCUUGGAACAACAACUGCUGGAGGCAUACACCGUAUUCACAGAGCUCUCCCUUAUGGAUUUGCUGCGGCAGUUACAUGGGAUGACGGUUGAGGUGGUGCCGACACGCCUGCUGUUGCACGCCGUUGUGAAUGCCUUUGCGGAUGUACUGCUUGUAGGGAGAGGGAAUAGCUGCGGUGGCUAA